This is a messenger RNA of Gastrolobium bilobum, 1026 nucleotides long. RefSeq names its product probable carbohydrate esterase At4g34215. The transcript has 2 exons. Lineage: Eukaryota; Viridiplantae; Streptophyta; Magnoliopsida; Fabales; Fabaceae. The record is from RefSeq and is a predicted model, not a curated record. Bases 39 to 800 code for a protein of 253 amino acids.
UAGAAGAGACAAGCCACUGUUCAUAGGAAGUGGAAGCCAUGGAAACCAACACAGAUUCAAACCACAAUCCUCCCAAAACCAAAAAACAGAUCUUCAUACUCUCCGGUCAAAGCAACAUGGCCGGUCGUGGCGGUGUUAUCAAGAACCAUCACCGCCACCAGCACUGGGACGGCGUCGUUCCACCGGAAUGCUGCCCUAACCCUUCCAUCCUCCGCCUCAGCGCCUCCCUCCAGUGGGAACCAGCACAUGAGCCCCUCCACGCCGACAUUGACACCAAGAAAGUUUGCGGCGUGGGUCCCGGCAUGUCCUUUGCCAACGCGGUGCGGCAGCGCGUGGUUGGCGAGUUGGGGCUAGUCCCAUGCGCCGUGGGCGGCACCGCCAUAAAGGAAUGGGCGCGUGGAGAGGAAUUGUAUGAAAACAUGGUGAAGAGAGCCAAAGACAGCGUGAAGGGCGACAACAAUAGCGAGAUCAAAGCGUUGCUAUGGUAUCAAGGAGAGAGUGACACGUCGAGUGAGCAUGACGCAGAGGUUUACAGGGUCAACAUGGAGAACCUCAUCCACAAUGUUCGUCAAGACCUCAAUUUGCCAUCUCUUCCAAUAAUUCAGGUUGCAAUAACCUCAGGGUCUGAGUACAUAGAGAAAGUGAGAGAAGCACAAAAAGGGAUUGAUCUUGCAAAGGUGAUUUGCGUGGACGCAAAGGGAUUGCAAUUGAAGGAAGAUAAUCUUCACCUAACCACGGAGGCUCAAGUUCAAUUGGGUCACAUGCUGGCUGAGGCCUAUCUUACCCAUUUCGAUGUAUGAACUAUUUAGGAAUGGUCCCCAAUUUCAAUCCACUUUUUCAAGUUUGAAUUCUGAUCUUAUUUUCUCUUUUUUUUUUUGGUAAAGAAGUGGGGCAAAGCCCCACAGGAUCUUAUUUUCUCUUUGUGAUUGUACUGCAUGCCAUAUAUGAGCUUGUUUGGACUUUUUAUCGAAACUCUGGUGUGCACAACGGCAUUUGCUGCUGUUGAAUAACCUGAAAUCGAAUGAA